CAGAUAUAGUCAAAUAACGCUGCUUUUCUUUUGGACGAAAUUUCCCACGUUCACACAGUUGUGCUCGCUGACUAAGCGGUUUGGGACGAUGAAUCAAAACUACAAGUCUGAGUAUGAUGACACGGCUUGUUGAUACUUCACGGUGCUUGUUAUUUUUAGUAGAAACGUCUGCAAAAAAAAAGCGGUUUCGGUGAUAUUCAAUUGUUUGCUUAAAAGAUGUUGAAACCACAACAGGAAUCCGAAACAGCGUACAAGUGAGAAAGGGGGAAAACGGAGAAGAACGAAGAUUAAAGCGAGAAAAUGUCGGGCCAGACGAUCACGGACCGGAUCGCCGCAGCUCAGUACAGUGUGACCGGCUCGGCCGUGGCCAGGGCUGUCUGCAAGGCGACCACCCAUGAGGUGAUGGGACCCAAAAAGAAGCACCUGGACUAUCUUAUUCAAGCCACAAAUGAGACCAAUGUUAAUAUACCUCAAAUGGCUGACACGCUCUUUGAGAGAGCAACGAACAGCAGUUGGGUGGUGGUGUUUAAGGCUUUAGUUACUACACAUCAUUUGAUGGUCCACGGCAAUGAGAGAUUUAUUCAGUACCUGGCAUCUAGAAAUACUUUGUUCAACCUCAGCAAUUUUUUGGAUAAAAGCGGGACACAUGGUUAUGACAUGUCUACAUUUAUUAGAAGAUACAGCAGAUACUUAAAUGAAAAGGCAUAUUCCUAUAGGCAGAUGGCAUUUGAUUUUGCAAGAGUAAAGAAAGGGGCUGAUGGUGCAAUGAGGACUAUGGCUCCAGAAAAAUUAUUGAAAGGCAUGCCAAUACUGCAAGGGCAGUUGGAUGCGCUACUGGAGUUUGAUGUCAGCCCUGGUGAAUUAUCAAAUGGAGUAAUAAAUGCUGCUUUCUUGCUACUUUUCAAAGAUUUAAUCAAAUUAUUUGCAUGUUACAAUGAUGGAAUCAUUAAUUUGCUAGAAAAAUAUUUCGAAAUGAAGAAGGGACAAUGUAAAGAAGCAUUGGAAAUUUAUAAAAAGUUUCUUACUAGGAUGACAAGAGUUUCAGAAUUUCUUAAAGUUGCUGAACAAGUGGGUAUUGACAAAGGUGACAUUCCAGAUCUGUCUCAAGCAAUACACCGGAGAAUUCUUGCUGACCUUAAAAAUUCUGACAAUGAGAGUUCACCUUUUAAAGACUGUACCAUUGAUAAUCCGGCUCCUAGCAGUCUUCUGGAAGCGCUUGAGCAACACUUGAAUACACUGGAAGGCAAGAAAAAUGCAGCUGGCAGUAGGACUUCUGGAGCACCACAGGGAAAUAUGGGUUCACCAGAAAACACCGGAUCAUCCCCCACUUGUAGUCCAGCAAAGAUGGCCGAUACGUCCGCAGUAGUCGAUUUGUUUUCACCCCCACCCUCUGUAGCUCCAACAAAUGCAUCUAAAUUAUCCAGUGAUCUUCUUGAUCUACAGCCAGAUUUUACAUCUCCAGUGCAAUCAACAGUGACUGCUAAUCCACCAACCAGUGCUUGGGGAGACCUUUUAGGUGAAGAUUCUUUGACUUCUCCUGCCCUCCCUAAUGCCUCUGAGGCACAACCUUCUGAUCCAUUUGUAGCAGACGCUUCCCUGACCACUCCUCCUACAUCCGCUGAUACUUCUACAUCUGCUCCUGCUACUGCAGCAACAACCAGUGAUCUGGAUCUUUUUGGAGAUGCAUUUGCAGCUUCGCCUACUGAAGAAUCAACAACAUCUGAAGGGGCAGGAGCAGCAGCAGCAGCCCCUGCAGCAGCAGCGCUUGAUGCAUGUGCUGGAACUGACCCUUUUGCACCAUCUGAAGGUAGUGCAGAGGCUGCUGCUGAACUGGACCUUUUUGCUAUGAAGCCUGCUGAGGCCAGCGUUCCUGCAACUACCCCCACCACCAGUGCAACUACCAGUGCAACUACCAGUACAACUACUAGUGCCAUUACCAGCACAACAACUAGUGUGACUACGACUGAGACUGUUACUGUUACUGCUACUGCUACUGCGACUGCUGCUACUACUACUACUACUGCUACUACUAUUACUGCGACUGCUACUACUACUACUCCUCCUCCUACUACUGCUCCUCCUACCACUACAACUGCUGAUACUCCUGUCACCACCACUGCACCUGUUCUUGAUAUUUUUGGUGAUUUGUUUGAUUCAGUACCUGAACCAAAUGCAUCUACAACUCCCAAACCAGAAACAGCUCCUAGUGUAGACCUGUUUGCAUCAGAUGCUUUUUCAACCCCUUCUCGUGGGGCUUCUCCUUUGCCUGAAAAUAGUCUUACUGCUGAUCUGUUAUCUGUUGAUGCAUUUGUAGCACCACCACCUACAAUCAGUGCCUCUCCUGCUAAAUCAGAAUCUUCAGCUGUAAUUGAUCUAUUUGGUGACGCUUUUGGUAGUUCUGCUACUGAGUCUCAGCCUGCCACUCAGGCUGUUUCCAGUUCGUCUGCUUCUUCGGACUUACUAGCUGGUUUUGGAAAUACAUUUAUGACACCGACAGCUACACCGAUGCCACCGGCACAGAAUAAUGUUUUGCAGCCUGACUUUGAAACAGCAUUUGGUAUAUCAGCCACAAGUAACACCUUUGAUUCAUCAGUUUUUGAUGGCUUAGGUGACCUCCUUAUGCCCACAAUGGCGUCACAAAAUCAAGCUGUACUUUCGGGAAUACCAGCACCAGCAGGAACACAGCCAGUCAAAAGCCUAGGGAGUGAUCUUGAUUCUUCACUUGCAAAUCUUGUAGGAAACUUGGGUAUUUCUCCUGCUCCAGGAAAGAAGAGUGACCUUCAGUGGAAUGCCUCUGAAAGGAAGUUGACAGGAGGAGCAAACUGGCAGCCAAAGGUUGCUCCAACCACUGCUUGGCCAGCAGGUUGUCCGCCCAGCAACCAAAUGAAUGGUUGGCCAAUUCCAAGUUAUGGAGCUGUUCCACCUGUAGGUCCUCCACCCACUGCUCAACCAGUACCUGGAUUUGGGAUACCACCUGCAAGUGCAGGUAUACCCAUGAUGCCUCAGCAGCCAAUGAUGUAUCCUCAACCCAUGAUGAGACCAACAUUUGGAGCUGGAGCAGUUCCUGGAGCACCGCUUUCCCCAAGCCCAACGCCUGCCACUCAGAGUCCCAAGAAACCCGCAACAAAGGACCCUCUAGCCGAUCUAAACAUCAAGGAUUUCUUGUAAACAAAGCUACAGUUCUUGCGAUGAUGGGAAUGCUGAAGGUGACAACAGUUGAUAUUGAAUAUCCCAAGCAAUCCACCAGUCAUGUUUCAAUGCUUAUUCAGACUUCCAUAUUGUAAAAGGUGUAGCACAACCGUGAAAGUAACCCUUAGAAAUGUGUACUUUUUGAUGUUAUGCCCUAACCUAUCAGGAGUUGUGCAUUUUGGAUUGUGUUUCGCAACUUGAAAGAUGGGUGUAUGUUUCUGAUGCCUUUUAGUGCUUCUCUGUACCUAACUUCAUAGUUUAGGUUGCAGAUUUGCAGCUGUUGUGUGAUGAGCCACUUGGAGUAAUGUGUUUGUAUUCUUCAAAGUGCAAAUGUAUAUAAUUUCAUUGCAGAGCCUAGUAUGUCAUGUCUGUUCUGUAUACCUAUUAGCUUACAGUCAUGAUUCUAAUAGCAAUUUACAUAUAAACUAAUGUGCUCACACCCAUCAAAUCUGAAGUCUGAAGUUUUGUCCGAAGCAAUUCACAGCUGCAAAAAUUGGGUUAAACAUUCAAUCCAACUAUUUUUAAGGAAACAUUUGUGCAUUACGUUCAAAAUUAUUUAUAAUUCCUUAAAGUAAUAUAAAUUGAUGUUAAACUUCCAUAGUCUGCACUGAUCUUGGCAUAAAGGUAUUAGUUGACAAAAAUGUAUGCUGUUUGCCAAGACAGAAAAUGUUAUCUAAAUAGAUCUCCUAUUUAUAUCUAUCAGUAUGUUAAAUUUCUGUAUUUAAUUUCUUUUAUGUUAUGUAUUCUUUGCUUAAUGGACCAGAAGUAAAAUAUUGGACACUGAGAAUGCAUAUUUUGGAAAAGACGAUAAUGGGUUUAUGUUCUCGGAUGUCUCUUCACUAUGAGGGAUCACAAAGCAGUUCAAAUGCACUUUUUUUUUCUUCUUGUCCAGUACCAACUUUUAAUCUUUUUCCAUCCAGCAAUACCAUAUUUUGUUUAUUUUUAUUUGGAAGUCCUUUUAUCAUUAGUGUUGUCAGUAUGUUUUUAUAUGCAAAUAGAUAAUCUCAAACAAUACCCAGAAUCUCUCCUAUACCCUUCCACCCUUACUGGAAACAACAUGUACUGUGUGAUUCCCAGGGAAACAUCAUAUUGUUUCUGCAAACUGCUUGGCAAAAGGUGUAGGCACCAACAAAGGAGAUCACUGUUGAUCAGUGGAAUUAGUGUUCUCAGGCAUGGCAGCUGUUUUGUAAAAAUGCUAUGCAGUUUGAAAGUGUUUCAUUUAUGUCUCUUCAGAUCUAUCAGUAUAUCUAUAUAUUGUACUAUUCCAAGUAAACGUAUCUGGAAUUAAUGUGGAAAAAUGCAUUAUAUUUAAAAUAUUACUCUUUUUUUAUUUAAAUUUGUUUGAUUUUUUUGUUUAUGAUCCAGUGCAUGUAUGCCCUUUGAAAUGCAAUAAAUGCGUUGAACAAAGUAAA
Messenger RNA from Rhincodon typus (whale shark), 4601 nucleotides. Its product is annotated as clathrin coat assembly protein AP180-like. Bases 301 to 3168 code for a protein of 955 amino acids. Gene Ontology annotation, molecular function: SNARE binding; phosphatidylinositol-4,5-bisphosphate binding; clathrin heavy chain binding. NCBI's taxonomy places the organism in Eukaryota, Metazoa, Chordata, Chondrichthyes, Orectolobiformes, Rhincodontidae. The record is from RefSeq and is a predicted model, not a curated record. Gene Ontology annotation, cellular component: extrinsic component of presynaptic endocytic zone membrane; clathrin-coated pit; synaptic vesicle. The transcript is spliced from 31 exons. Gene Ontology annotation, biological process: synaptic vesicle budding from presynaptic endocytic zone membrane; clathrin-dependent endocytosis; clathrin coat assembly.